Carassius gibelio (silver crucian carp) is the source of this 2481-nucleotide messenger RNA. RefSeq names its product zona pellucida-like domain containing 1b (gene zpld1b). The record is from RefSeq and is a predicted model, not a curated record. Bases 438 to 1670 code for a protein of 410 amino acids. NCBI's taxonomy places the organism in Eukaryota, Metazoa, Chordata, Actinopteri, Cypriniformes, Cyprinidae. Gene Ontology annotation, cellular component: cell surface. The transcript is spliced from 11 exons.
GCCACAGAGACAAUAACAGCACACUCACUAUCAACCCGUAUGGACUGACAGAGAGAAUAGGCCCUUUAGUCACUUCAGCCGCCGAUGAAAACAUAAUUCCUUCCUUCAGUCCCACACUGAGCUCAGAUAUUACUGAGCAAUGACUGAGGCAGAUCAAGCUAUGAGGAGACGAGUGGGAAAUCGUAAAAGCUGCUCAUGUUUCUGGCUCCAUAAAAAAAGAUUUGUUCAGCGCAUUGAGAUUGUGAUGGAUUUUCCCAUGUUGUCCUGGACAGCUCUUUUUGUUUAAGGCUUCUGAAAAUGGCUCAUUGUUUUGGCGGCGGUAGAGGCCCGUGGUGCAGGAGGCCCUGUGGAGAUGCCAGGCUGCGCAUUCACUCACCGGCAGCAGGCCGAAACGCAUGGAGCGCAGCUCACCUGCAUCAGGGGACUGAGGUGUUGAAAUGGAGUGGAUAUGUGUUCCCCUUCUGCUUUUCAGUGGGAUUCAUUUCGGUUUUACACAGUUCAGUGGAUUCAACUGUGAUCCAAACUACCACAGCAGAUUCCCUGGUGAGAGAGAUAUCAGCGUAUACUGUGGCAUUCAGACAAUCACACUAAAGAUUAACCUCUGUCCUGUGCUGUACUCUGGAUACACUGAUGCUGACUUGGCCCUGAACGGUCGUCAUGCAGAUGUCCAGUGCCGAGGCUUCAUAAACAACAACACCUUCCCCACGGCUGUGCUCUUCAGUAUCAGCCUGAGCACACUGGAGUCCUGUGGAAACACGCUGGAGGUUUCUACAUCUCAAAGCUUUAAUGCAUAUGGGAACAUCUCCAGGGUACAGAUGGGUAAUAUAUCGGGCUACAUUGACACCCCAGACCCUCCAACUGUUAUCAGCUACCUGCCAGGUCUGGUGUAUAAAUUCAGCUGCAGUUAUCCUCUGGAGUACCUGCUCAACAACAGCCAGCUGGCAGCCUCAUCUGCUACAAUAUCAGUGAAGGAAAAUAAUGGCACUUUCCUGAGCACUCUCAGUUUGGUGCUUUACAAUGACUCAACCUUCAGUCAGCUGAUCUCUAUACCAAUGUCCGGCCUGUCCUUGAAGACUCAUGUGUUUGCUGCAGUCAAGGCUACAAAUCUGGACAGGAGGUGGAAUGUUCUGAUGGAUCACUGUUACGCAACCCCCUCUGGGAACCCUAAUGAUGGGAUACGCUAUGACCUUUUCUUUGGGUGCUACAAGGAUCCACAGACCACUGUAUUCGAGAACGGGAAAAGUCAAAUGGGCCGCUUUGCGUUUGAGGUUUUCCGUUUUGUGAAACAUAAGAACCAGAAGAUGUCCACUGUGUUUCUGCACUGUAUCACAAAGCUGUGUAGAGCAGAUGACUGCACAAUACUAAUUCCGAUCUGUGGAAAACGCAGGAGGAGAGACACUGUGGAUGAACAUGUGGUAUCAGGUUCAUCCUCAGGGGAUGCCGUCAUUACCGCAGGGCCUAUAAUCACUAGGAGGGAUGAAUCUCCAGUCAACAAUUCACAACUUGUGAGCGGAUCCUCGCAGCAUCUGAAUGCUGUAACCAGUGCCUUGAUAUCAGGUGUGUCUGUGUUAGGUGUGACGUGCCUGGGCCUCUUCGUCCUCUUCCUCAGGCUGCUCAGGAAGCCCAGCCCUUCUGGUCUGACAGGGGUCUGGAACCCCAGCUUCAGAUGACCAUGACGUCCCAAUCCAGAGUGCCCUGAGAUACACCACAAAAUUGGCAUUGGGCGGCUUUGUCAAACAAGUUUUCUCAUUUGAAUUUAUAUUAAUCUGAUAGUCCCUUUUAAAAUACCUCAGUUUGUUACUGUCCGUUUCAGGGUCUGUGAUCCUUUAUGUCUUGAAGUGCAGAGCACAAAACAAAUGUAGAUUGUUCACAUAUAGAUGUCAGAUUAUUUGCUUGAUGAAUUAUUGUUGAUCUUUUGAACUGUGCAUGUAUGCGAUGUAUAUGUGCAAUGAGAUAAGCAAUGAAUAAACAUAAGAAAAAUGAAACCGAGGCGUUCCAAAUUAAAUGUUAGUUGACAGCAACUGAUUAGAUUGAAUACCACAAAUACCGCAUAAUAAACAGUGAUUUGUAAUGCAUUUUUGUUUAGCUUUACAAAUGUAGGGGCAUAUCACAAUUAUUUUUGAUUGGUAAUAAACAGCACGCCACAGAUGCUGUUAACCUGGACUAUUUUUUUUUAUUAUUUGCAUGAUAUAGUUUUAAAUAGUGACAUUAAAUUGAUAUGCUCUUAUCAUUUUUUAUUUUAUUAUUCAUUGUAAAUAUGUACAACCUGAUGUUUUUCCCAAACAGAUUUUGUCAGCUGCACAUAAUUGAAUGUUUUAUUAUAAAAAUGUAUCAAAAUCAAUGUCUCAUUUCACUAAUUUUAUCAUAUAUCUGCAUUUGUAUCAGUUUUAUAGAUCAUUUUCAACAUAUUUGUAUCUAAAUUCAAACUCUAACAAUCUUUUUGUUGACACAAAGCACCCGUUUAAAUCUGCAUCCUUUCUC